Messenger RNA from Gambusia affinis (western mosquitofish), 1438 nucleotides. RefSeq names its product zinc finger and SCAN domain-containing protein 12-like. Lineage: Eukaryota; Metazoa; Chordata; Actinopteri; Cyprinodontiformes; Poeciliidae. The record is from RefSeq and is a predicted model, not a curated record. The transcript is spliced from 2 exons. Gene Ontology annotation, biological process: regulation of transcription by RNA polymerase II. Gene Ontology annotation, molecular function: RNA polymerase II cis-regulatory region sequence-specific DNA binding; DNA-binding transcription factor activity, RNA polymerase II-specific. The coding region runs from base 72 to 1127 and encodes 351 amino acids.
AUAGAAAAGAAGAACAAAGCUAAGCUGGAAAACUGCUGCAUUGUCCCAUUCCAGCUAAUAUUUCAGUAACAAUGUCUUCAGUUCAGCAUCUCAGAGAGUUUAUCAGAGAGAGACUAACUGCUGCUGCUCAAGAAAUCUUCACCGAGGUUGAAAAAACCAUCAUUUGCUACGAGGAGGAGCUCGAUGCUCAGCGCAGAAUGAUGGGGAUCAACUGGAAACCAGAAAUUAAGCUACACAGAAUCGGUUCGGAGCUGCAGAGACAAAGUUCUGACCUCCAAGAGCCAAGUGUCUCCAAUAAGGAGGAAAAUCCUGCCAUCCAACAAGUCUUUAGCCUGGCAAGUAGGUCCAGUUAUGACCAGAAAGAACAUCAGUGGACUGAAGACGGACAGAUGGAACCAGAACCAAAAUGGAUUAAAAAAGAAGAAGAGGAGGAACCAGAACCUGCACUGCUCAAAUAUGAGCAAAUAGAAUAUCCACUAACAUAUGUGAGAAAAGAAGAGCUAGAUUCUUUGUUGCAUCAACAUGAACAGCAGCCACCAGAACAUUUACCAACUGGACAGAACCAGAAGAACCUCUGCAGCAGUCAGGAGGGAGAGCAGCUUGUCCAGAAGCAGUUUGUUGCUUUGAUUGAGACUUCUACUCUUCAGGAAGAUGAUAUGAAUGAAGAAGAGAGAACAGAGCAGCUUUCCCUUCAUAUCUCUCCAGUGGUUGAGAGCAAAGAUCAGGAAGGAAGCAGCUCCUCUGUGUCAGAGAGUCAGGCUGGUACCAGUGCAAAGAAAAAAUCUUUCAAAUGUGACAUUUGUGGGAUAUGUUACCCACAACAGUGUAAAUUAAAAAAACAUUACAGAACCCACACUGGUGAGAGACCUUUUUCAUGUGAAACAUGCGGAAAAAGUUUCUCUUUAAGUUAUGUUUUAAAUCGUCACAAGGCGAUUCAUACAGGUGAGAGGCCUUUUUUAUGCCAUUCGUGUGGAAAAAGUUUCUGUCAAAUUAGUAUUUUAAAUCGUCAUAAGACAAUUCAUUCAAGUGAGAAGCCUUUUUCUUGUCAAACGUGUGGGAGAAGAUUCAAUCGAAGGGAUAAUUUGAACAUUCACAUGAAAACUCAUACAGCUCGGAGACUGCUUUGAAACCAAACUUGUAAAUUAUUGCUUUUAGGCCUGUCGCGAUAAACAAUAAAUCGAUUAAUCGUAGAUAAAUUAAAACCAUCAAUGUCAUUUUAAUUAUCGGCGUUAUUGUCUCUUCCAGCCUUUUUCUCUUUCUGCUGAUGACACCAAAUGAAAAAAGGCUCAACUCCGCUGCUCUCUACUGACCCUCCCAUCCUCAUUUCUUUAGUGUAAUGUCCAGUUCACACUACACCAUCUUAGAGCUGUCGGCCCAUUUUCAAAACCUGAGAGAUCACACAUUAACCGACAGAAAUCCUAGGUAUAACGGUUUGAUC